AUGAACAAUGAAGCGAUGAGUGGUUUCGGUGACCCGGCGAGUUUUUUUCGGCUUAUUGAAGGGGUUGAGAAGGGCAAGAGGUUCGUAAGGGGCUCGAAAAAGGUGUUUAGAGGGGCUGAAUCGACUUGAAACUUGGAAAAUUUUGGGCUGGAUGUUUUAAAUGUAAUUUCUUGGCCAUAUACCAUCUUCAGUUAUAUUUUUUUUCAUUUUUUUUAUGUCCUCCGCGGAAAAAGAGUUUAUUUUUUGACACUUUUGAUAAUUUUUUUCAGUUAUAUUCCCACGUAUUUUACCUUGCGAUUUCGAACAAAAAACACCUUACUUUAGAUGUCCUCUGGUGGUCCGAUCCCCCCAUCACCCGUGAUGCAGUUCUCUCAAGCCAACAACUUCCCCGCCAACGGGUUGUCCAGCCUGUUCAGCAGCCCCACUCAAGGACAGAACGAGAAUAUCUUUGCGGCAUUGAUGGCGCGGAAUGAGUUGAUGGUAAGGGAGCCUUGGACUUAAAAAUUAAUUUUUUUUAAAAUUUUUAUUCACUAAAUUUUUCGUUUCAGCAGAAAUCCAAAAAAGAUGGCUCACCCGACUUCAGCGAGGGCUUCAAAAACGAACCGGAUGAUGACGGGGGAAAUAACGAAGAGCAGAAUGUAAGAACCUACAAUAUUCUUGAUAUAUUUGGCUGAAUCAGUCUGUCGGGAAAAUAAUGAGCACUCUGUCGCAGCGAAAGACGUAUUGCAGCCGAGAAAACGAAUUGUGUCGCGGAAAAAUCCAAUUUCUUUUCAAUUCAGCGACGUGAUCGGUGCUGCGAAACUGUGCUCAUUAUUUUCCCGACAGACUCAUAUAAGCUCAAAAAAUCUCAAAACAUUUUUGAAAAUCAAAAUUCAAGUCCUAAAAAGCCUGAAUUUCUCAAUGAUCCAUUUCCAGGACCUCGAAUCACUGGAAGACUACGAAAUCUCGGAGAAGAACAACGACUCCGUUGAAAGCCAAGAUGUUCCCACAAAAGCAGAGACAAAUAACGGUGAAAGGCACUCAGCAAUGUCCAGUUCAUCGUCGAAGCGAAAAAGGUUCCAUCCGCAACGGAAUAUGGCAGUGGAAGAGCAUGAUGUCGACGACUUUGAUGAGGGCCCUCCGGUGAUCGACGAAGAAGAGCCUCAGGAUAAUCAGGGUAAGUUAAUGUGUAGUUUUGGGAAGAAAAACGAUCUAAUAGUAUCUAUUUAUAACACUUGCUCCAAAAUUUUUGAAAAUUAUAUUUGUUACCCUUGAAGAUACCCGCUAUUUUAGCAAAACAUCAAAAAACUCGACGAAAAGACUGAAUUUCCGAUUUUAGAUUCCGAUGACGACAUUAAAGAAGAGAAACGCUGCUCUUCCAAUCAAUCAGCGCAAAAUUCAACAAACGGAAACCCUUCGGAAUUCAAUUUUGGAAUGGCGGCCGCUCAUCUGGCCGCCCAAGCCAACAACAUGAACAUGAACAAGUUCCGAGAGUUCGUCGAAGCGCAGAAACGCAUCUACACCGCGCUCGGCAAUCAACAAGACUCCGAGCUGCAGAAGGAACUCUGCGUUCGAAUGCUGGGCAAAUUCACGCAGGCCCUAAAGGACGAACUUCUGAACUCGGUGCAAAACUCCUUCGAGAAAGUCAUCGCCAGCUUCAACGCCAACGAAAUGGAGAAGAUCCUGCAGCAGGCGCGCCAAAUCCAGCAGAUCCGACAGCAACAGUUGGAGAAGCAAAAACAAGAAUCCAUGCAGCAGAAUCGACUCCCCUUCAACUUGAACCCCAUGUUCAACCCGAUGGGCAUGCCCUACAAUGCGGCCAACCCGCUGAUGGCGUUGGCCAAUCCGUUGAACUCGCUGAGUCAAGCGACGUCCAGCGCGGCGAAUGGAAUGAGCUUCCCCAAUCCGGCCAUGGCAAUGGCCAAGAUGCAGAACGGCGGGAUCUUCCCGAAUCAGCCCGCUUUUGCCAACUUGAAUGGAUUCCUGAACCAUCAGAUGAACAGGGUCAAGAAUGAAGAGUGAGUUUGAUUUUUUUGGAAUUUUUUUGGUAUAAAAAAGUGCGGAUGAUAAUCGAUUUCUCAUUCAACCUUCAUUUUUCAGCGGCUCCCCUCGCAAGAAGCGCUCCAAAGUCACGGACUCAGUGCGUGGCCCUCGAUCCAUGGCCGUUCGCGACAACGGCCAGAGUCUGCCGGCGUCGGCACGAUCCUCUCCCUCGGCGAACAGCUACUUCCCUCCCACCAUGGUGCCGCAUCCCCUCUACAACGGGCGCUUCGAUGGGAACAGCGGCGGCGCCGCGUCGCCCUUCUCCAACGACGACUCCGAAUACUUUGACGGGAUGGGCCAAAGCACCACCCUCACCCACAUCCAUCUGCGCAAGGCGAAGCUGAUGUUCUUCUACACGAGAUACCCGCCGUCCAGUGUGCUGAAGAACUAUUUCCCGGACAUCCAGUUCCACAAGAACAACACGGCGCAGUUGGUGAAAUGGUUCUCCAACUUUCGCGAGUUCUACUACAUGAACAUGGAGAAGUUCGCGAAACAGUACCUGGCGGAGGGAAUUACGGAGCCGGAGCAGAUCAAAGUCACCACCGAGUCGGAGCUGUUCAAGAUCCUGAACGUCCAUUACAACAAGAACAAUUUUAUUCCGGUAAGAGCGAGUUUUUUGGAAGUUUUAAGUGCCUGUAUGUAUAUGUAACAAGGGAGUAACUGUUUUCGCAAAUAGAUGCAUUAUCCAAUUUUCAAACCAUUUUCUAAUCUCUCCUUUUCAGCCGCCUGAAGGCCUUGCUCACGUAGUGGAAGUCACGCUCCGAGAGUUCUUCAAGGCGUUGCGCGACGGUCGCGACGCCGAGCCCUCGUGGAAGAAGGCGAUCUACAAGGUGAUCGCGCAAUACGACGAACAUAUCCCCGAUUUCUUCAAAGCACCCGCCUUUAUGACCCAACUGGAGGGCAGUGGCUCUUCCUAA
Molecule: messenger RNA, 2939 nt
Organism: Bursaphelenchus xylophilus (pine wood nematode)
Lineage: Eukaryota; Metazoa; Nematoda; Chromadorea; Rhabditida; Aphelenchoididae
Source: the annotation of a GenBank genome assembly